Molecule: messenger RNA, 1103 nt
Organism: Anoplopoma fimbria (sablefish)
Lineage: Eukaryota; Metazoa; Chordata; Actinopteri; Perciformes; Anoplopomatidae
Gene: riiad1
Product: RIIa domain-containing protein 1
Exons: 4
Coding region: 406-675 (89 amino acids)
Source: RefSeq, a predicted model, not a curated record
GGUAAUUAGAAAAGUUACUGAACUGAGUCAGUGAUAAAACAUCAACACAACCACCAUAGUGGUUUACUGUUCUUGCAAUUUCUUGUUUUUUGGAAUUUUCCAAAGGUUGUAGGCUCUAAGCAGACAAAACACUGCCGUUUACCUAUCACGCAUUUCUCAAAUGAUUCCUGCUUUAAAACGUGGAUUCAUUUUAAUUGCUGCAAGAUAAUACUAGGAACUAUAUUCCUGACAUAUGCUGCCACCUCGCGGACGCAGCCGCUAAUUGCUGGAGGUCGUUUCCGAGGCAACAGUUGCUCACAAACCGCAGCAGCUGUGUCGUUAACAGGUGACCAUGUUGGUGCGAAAUAAGGCUUCAAACGCCAGUCAGUGAACACUGUAAGGUGAAUAACAGGACAAUCAGAGAUAAUGGCUGGAAAUAGAGGUUUGGUGAAGCUGGACGUCGGUGUGUUGAGUGCUGAUCAGCAGGAGAAGCUGCGACAGUUCAAGAUGAAAACGAGAAUCGACAACGAGAAGUAUUUGAGAUCACAUCCAGAAGUAGAGGUGCUGAUAGGGGACUUUCUAAGAGAUAUGCUUCUUAAAAGGCCAGCUGACAUCCGUGAGUUUGCUGCAGAUCACUUCUUCAACCCAAACCUUCAUGUGGUUAUUGGCUCCAAAAUGGAAGGAAACAUGGAGUGAAACAAACCCAACAGUCACGAUGCUUCUUCUUUGUGUCUUUCUCUGUACGGAACAACACACAAUAGGACUCUAUUUUAGGAACAACAAAGACACUAUAGAUAUUUAAUGGUGUAUAAUAAUCUCAGAUUUGUGAUGUUCAGAGGAAUCUGCAAAUGUUUUUUUCAUGUAAUACACAUGUGUAUGUAAUUAUAUUUGUAAAUGAUCAUAUUUGCAAGUAUAUUGAGAUUUGUAAACCUGUAGAUGAAUCUGUAAAUGUGUACAUGGAAAAUAUGUAGGCAACAUUUAAAAGGUUAACAUAGAUAUUGGCUAUAAGUAUUGUGAUCCAAUAGCUGGAAAUAAAUAAAUAAUCUGUUAAACACAGAUUUUUUAAAACAUUUGCAGAUUCUUCCAUUCCUUCUCAAAUCUCAGUACUCAUUGAGAGAUUCUCU